Messenger RNA from Akanthomyces muscarius, 4701 nucleotides. RefSeq lists its product as uncharacterized. Gene Ontology annotation, cellular component: intracellular membrane-bounded organelle; membrane. The transcript has 3 exons. Gene Ontology annotation, biological process: lipid transport; transmembrane transport. The record is from RefSeq and is a predicted model, not a curated record. Lineage: Eukaryota; Fungi; Ascomycota; Sordariomycetes; Hypocreales; Cordycipitaceae. Bases 1 to 4701 code for a protein of 1566 amino acids. Gene Ontology annotation, molecular function: ABC-type transporter activity; ATP binding; ATP hydrolysis activity.
AUGUCGUUUCUUCGCCAGCUGGGCGCUCUCGUCUGGAAGAACUUCCUCUUCACCAUCCUGCGCCAUCCCAUUGGAUUCCUCUUCAAGUUCUACGCCAUCCCGCUCGUCAUCUUUGCCGUGCUCGCCCGUCUGCCCAUCUGGGUCAACGAGCAGCACUCGUUCCGGACAGAGCAGCCCGCCGCGCUGCCCUCGCUUAGCAGCGCCAUAAACGGCAAGCUUGCCAUUAUCCAGCCGCCCAACGCCGGGUCCGACAUCCAGGCCAUCGUUGCCAAAUUCACCGAGCCGCUCGGGAGCGGCAAGCUACUUCAUCUCGAUCGCGAUACCGACUUGAUUGCCGCGUGCAGUACGGACAAGCAGGGCUGCCAUGCGGCGGUUACGUUCUUUGACUCGCCAGAGACGAGGGCCGCCAAUGGUACCUGGAACUACACGAUCCGCGCCGAUGCUGGGAUGACGGGCAAGCACAGCGGCGGGCUGGAAACGGUGUACAUGCCGCUGCAGCUCGCUAUCAACAAUGCCAUUACCAACACGUCCAGUACCGCGGUGGAGGCCUUUGCGUUUGGGUCCACGCAGACGUUCAACGGGGACGAGAUUAAGAAAGGCGCGCUCACGGCCAUUACUGGUGUAUACGCCUUUGUGGUCUUUGCCUGCCACCUCAUCACAGUAUACAACCUCGCCAGCUGGGUCACCAGCGACCGCGACUCGGGCGUGUCGUCCCUCAUCGACAGCAUGGGCGGUCGCUGGGCAUCACUAGCACGGACGCUGAGCUGGGUUAUUGUUCUUGACGUCGUCUGCCUGCCCCUCUUCAUCGUGUUUGGCAUCCUCUACUGGCAGUUGCUCUUCCCGACGUCCAAUGCAGGCGUGUUGAUUGGUUGGCAGAUUCUGUUUGGCAUGGCCCUGAACAGCUCUGCCGUGUUUGCGGCCGCCUUCUUCACCAGAGCUCGCGUGUCAGCCAUCAUCGUGUCCAUCUUUUUCUUGGCCCUGGCCAUUGCGUUCCAGUUCCACACUACCAGAAUUCAGCCCCAGCCCGAGCCCAACACGGUCUUGGGCCUUUCCACCGUAUUCCCCAGCUGCACUUAUAUGCUCUACCUGUUUGACAUGGCAAGAUGGGAAGGAAAAGACCAGGCGGCUCACAUCUCUAGCCUCCCGCCAGCCCGUGAUAGCUUCAGCGAGACUCCCGAUCUGUACCACAUUACCCAGUCGACAUUGCUCGCUGUUCUUGCCGUUCAAACCAUUGUGUACCUUGGGUUGGCUAUGCUGACAGAGUGGUUCAUGCAUGGCAUCCACUUCAAAGGCAGGCACUUUUCCGGCGCGGUUGACAAGUCAUCCAAGCCCGCCGUCUCCGCCACUACUCUCAAGAAAACAUUCAAGCCCGGUUUCUGGACAACUAUUUUCUGCUGUGGCAGAAGAAAGGGCAAUCAAGCCGUCGAUGAUGUGAGCAUCGAGGCUCACCGUGGCCAGAUCAUGUGUCUGGUAGGCCAGAACGGCUCCGGUAAGACGACGACGCUGCAGAUGAUAGGCGGCUUCCUGGGAAUGAAUGCCGGCCAGGUCUCGUUUGACGCGUCGCCAUCUCAGAUUGGCAUCUGCCCGCAGCAGAAUGUCUUCUGGGAGGAGCUCACUGUGCGCGAGCACAUUGUCUUGUGGUCUGGGAUCAAGUCUGGCGGCGAGACGGCCGAGCAGAUUGACGCGCUCAUCGCCGACUGUGACCUGGCACACAAGAGCGACUGCAUGGCUAAGAAUCUGAGUGGUGGGCAGAAGCGCAAGAUGCAGCUCGCAUGCAUGUUUGUUGGCAAUUCAUCCAUCUGUCUCAUUGACGAGUGUACCUCUGGCCUGGAUCCCCUCUCUCGUCAAGCCAUCUGGGAUCUUCUCCUUCGUAACCGGACCAACAGAAGCAUGAUUUUCACCACACACUUUCUCGACGAGGUAGAUGUGCUUGCCGAUCAUAUUGUUGUCUUGAAAAACGGCAAAGUCAAGUCCGAAGGCUCGCCUGCCGAGCUCAACAGCACCCACGGCGGUGGCUACAAGGUUAUUGUUGAGCGGACGCCCCAGAGCCUGGCGGUUGACGUGCCCCAGAAGGCCGCCGUCUGGCAAGAUCGCCUCGUCUACAAUGUCGAGGACUCUGUUGCUGCCACGCAGCUAUCCAACAAAUUCUCUGCUGGUGGCGUUCACGAUGUCGUCAUUGCCGGGCCUCAGUUCGAAGACGUCUUCCUCAAUCUCGCGGGCGAAAACGGCGAUUCUGCUCUCCUCAAACCCCCGACUCUCGCCGAAUCAGGACAUCAAAUGAGCCCCGGUCGUGAGACGAGUUUUGGCACACAGGUUGGUAUCCUAUUCGGCAAGCGUUUCAAGGUGCUCCCGCGCGUCUGGUGGGCGUACUUUUUCCUCGUCGCCAUUGUCGUGGCCGCAAACUGCGGACUCUUGACUGUGACCACCAAGCUCAAAGUCGAGGAUUGCAGCAAAUACCAGCCUGAGUUGCGGUCAGGCUACACCACGAGCUUCCAGUACAAUGCAGCUUGCGCUCGUGGCGACCAGCCGUAUGGAUGCGAGAAGCUCACCGUUGGCCCGGCGAGCGCCAAUGCCACCGUCUUCAAGGCGCUGCAGCAAGGCUAUCAUGAUUUUGCCGGCGUCGACAAAGAUGCGGCGUACGGCUUCGUCAACGCACUUGGCGACAGGGCUUCAUGGCUAGAUUACAUGCAGAAGCAGACGGGCUAUGAUCAGAUGGGCAUCUACUUUGGCAACGGCAAGAAGGACAACGCAACUGUUAUCGCAUACCAGUAUGCGCAAUACAUUGCUGAGCCUACAGGCGCGAAGCUUCUGAAUAUUUGGAGCCAAGCUACCGGUAACAUUGAGAUUGACACUACAUACGGUUCUUUGCCGAAAAUUCAAAAGGGAACUCAAGCCGGGGCAUGGGUCUUUGCGCUCUUCAUCGCACUCGUCCAAGCCGCGUAUCCUGCCUUUUUCGUCGUAUACCCGGCCAUUGAGCGACGCAGCAACACACGUUCUCUGCAAUACGCCAACGGCGUGCGCAGAACGCCGCAGAUGGUUGCCUACAUGCUCUUUGACUUUUUCUGGAUCGCUGUCAUGUCUGUGGUCAGCACUAUUGCAAUUGUGCCCAUCCUUGGCUGGACAGGUUCGCCAUGGCUCAUGAUUAUCAUCUUCACAUUGUACGCCAUUUGCGGCAACUUCAUCUCUCAGAUUGUCGGCCAUGUCUCCAACGGACCACUCAAGUCGUUCCUUGCGGCCCUGACUGUCAACUUGAUCUGCUUUGCCAUUGGAUUCGGCACCGUUUUUGGAACGCUGAGCAAGCCAGAUCAAGUCAAUUCUGGUGUCACAUGGGGUCUUGGGUUCUUUCUUCCCACGGCGAACCUCGUUCGCGCCCUCCUUGUCGGCCUCAAUGCCGGUGGACUGGGUUGCAGCAACGGUGGCAUCAAGCAGAUGGGCGCCAUGGACGCCUACGGCGGCCCAAUUCUGUAUCUUGUUCUUCAAGUCAUCUGGCUCGGUAUCCUCUCCGUUUGGGUUGACGGUGGGCUGCCGUACAUUCCCCUGCUUCAUUUGUUUAAGCGCAAGCACACCACCGCAGCAUCGUCCACUUCCGGCACCGAACUGCAAGAGCUGGCUGCUACUGGCCAAGACGACGUUCGUGCUGAAGCUACUCGCACGCUCGGCACCGACUCUGAUCUACUGCGCGUGCUCAAUGUCACAAAACGGUUCGGCAGCAAUGUUGCAGUCGACGACGUCACCUUUGGACUGUCCCCGGGCGAGGUGCUCGCGCUUCUCGGCCCCAAUGGCGCCGGCAAGUCGACGCUCGUCAACAUGAUUCAGUCCGAGUUUGCCAGCACGCAUGGCACCAUCUACCUCUGCGGGCAAGACUCGCGCAGCUUGUCGGCGCGCAAGCACCUCGGCGUGUGCCCGCAGCACGACUGCCUGGACCUGCUGAGCACGCGGCAGCACCUGACGCUGUACGCGCGCAUCAAGGGCGUGCGCAACGUCAAGGACAACGUAACAAGCCUCAUGGAGCGUCUGGAUCUCGCGCCGCACGCCCGCACCAUGGCGGCCAAGCUGUCCGGCGGCAACAAGCGCAAGCUGAGCCUCGCGAUUGCGCUCAUGGGCAUGCCGCCGGUGCUGGUGCUCGACGAGCCGACCACGGCCAUGGACGCCAUGGCCAAGCGGUCCUUCUGGCGACUGAUUGAGAGCAUCGCCAACGACCACUCGAUCCUGCUCACGACGCACAGCAUGGAGGAGGCCGACCGGCUCGCCAGCCGCACCGCCAUCAUGGCGAGCCGCAUGCUGGCCAUUGGCUCGACGGCGCAGCUGCGCAGCAAGUACGGCGGCGGCUACAGCAUCAGCCUCACGCUUGCCUCGGCGCCCAACUCGACGCAAGAGGAGAUGGGUGCGGUGCUGGCGUGGAUGCGCCAGCACGCACCGGGCCAGGUGAAGCUGGAGCGCGAGAUGCUUCGCGGGCAGAUCCGCUUCACGCUGGCGCCGACAGAGGUGGCGGCGGGUGUUCAGAAGAAGCCACCGGCGGCGAUUGCCAUGUGGAACCUGCUGGACGAGAACAAGAACGCACUCGGGAUCGCGUUUUACUCGAUCGGUGGCGCGACGUUGGCAAAUGCGUUUAACAACGUGGUUCGGGCGAAUAAUGUGCGGGAGGAGAAUAGUGAGGCAAAGAAGAGGUCGGUUGGCCAAAAGAUUCGAGACUUAUUUUAA